Messenger RNA from Cydia amplana, 1101 nucleotides. Its product is annotated as very long chain fatty acid elongase 7-like. The record is from RefSeq and is a predicted model, not a curated record. Lineage: Eukaryota; Metazoa; Arthropoda; Insecta; Lepidoptera; Tortricidae. Gene Ontology annotation, molecular function: fatty acid elongase activity. The transcript is spliced from 6 exons. Gene Ontology annotation, cellular component: endoplasmic reticulum membrane. Bases 151 to 1050 code for a protein of 299 amino acids. Gene Ontology annotation, biological process: very long-chain fatty acid biosynthetic process; fatty acid elongation, saturated fatty acid; fatty acid elongation, polyunsaturated fatty acid.
CUAAUGUAAUGUAAAUUAAAUCAUUGCUCCACUCAAUCAAGCUGGGUGUUAGUUCAGUAUGAUUAUAGUUUUUGAGCUGCUCGGGCCGUGAUGCAAGGUAACCGCUAGCGGUAGAAUCUUCACGGUGAGCGCACGCGCAGGUUGUGUAUAAUGGCGCUGAUAUUGAAAGCCGCUUGGCAGGGAUACAGAUAUGUGUUUGAAGAGCUUACUGACCCUAGAACAAACAAAUGGUUCCUCUGCGCCCGGCCCUACCAGGGCCUGACACUGCUUGGCCUGUAUCUAAUGUUCGUGCUGAAAUGGGGCCCGGCCUACAUGAAGAACCGGCCUGCCUACAAUUUGGAUAAGGUCCUUAUUGUAUACAAUGCGUUACAGGUGCUGAUAUGUGCACGGAUAUUUAUAGGGUCCCUAAUCUACGCCUGGGCGUUUGACUACAAAUGGCUAUGUGAGCCCGUAGACUACACCACAGACGAGAAGGCCAUGCGUGUGGCCCGAUACGUGUACUCGUACUUCCUCGUCAAGAUCCUCGACCUGGCUGAUACCGUAUUCUUCGUACUCCGCAAGAAAAACAGCCACGUGACCUUCUUACACGUCUACCAUCACACGGGCAUGGUUAUGUUGACAUGGGGCGCUGUCACAUACUUCCCAGGUGGCCACGGCACCUUGAUUGGGGUGAUCAACUCAUUCGUCCACGUGAUCAUGUACGGGUACUAUCUCCUGACCGUGGCCGUGCCGAGCAUGAAGGAAUCCAUGUGGUGGAAGAAAUACAUCACGCAGAUGCAAAUUUUGCAGUUCCUAAUGAUCGUAGUUCACAUGGCGACCCUGGUCUGGAAGACCGAUUGUGCGUACCCCCGCUGGAUAGCCGCCGUCUUCCUACCCCAGAACCUCUUCAUGCUUAUACUGUUCAUAGACUUCUAUAUUAAAGCCUACAUCAAACCUAACAAAGCGAAACUAAACGGUCUGCAAAAUGGUCAUAACGGUCUCCAGAAUGGUCACAGUAAGGGUGUUCAUCUUAAAAAUGGGAAAAAUGGUGUUCAUAAAAAAAUAGAGUAGAUUUUGUUAACUUUAUAUCUUAGAAUAAUUUAGUUUAGCACCUAGGUCCUG